Molecule: messenger RNA, 1255 nt
Organism: Engraulis encrasicolus (European anchovy)
Lineage: Eukaryota; Metazoa; Chordata; Actinopteri; Clupeiformes; Engraulidae
Product: glutamic acid-rich protein-like
Exons: 3
Coding region: 375-887 (170 amino acids)
Source: RefSeq, a predicted model, not a curated record
AGCAGCCGCCUAUAAAAAAAAUAUUUCUAAUGGCUGGCGCGAAGAGCAGAACGAGUUUGCAACGUGCAUUGACUUUCAAGCGCAACACACACAGGAAGUGAUUAGGAGGGUCAGUUGUCCCGGACACAGGAACAGAGGGGGUACAAAAUUGGGUCCUAGUUACAUUUCAUGUGUUUGCUAGGGGGGCUUCCACAUUGCGUUGUCCCCAGGCGCGACUGAGCUGGUGCUACUGCUCCUGCUGGAAGCACUCAGGCGUUGCCUGCUCUUCCUUCUGCAACAAGCCGAUGGACCUGCAGACCUGAGGUAGAACUAGUUUUUAAACCUUUGUGAGACCACCACACGCAGGACUUGUUGGACUACAACGCGGCUGAGCCAUGAAACGGAACAAGGACAUGCAGUCCUUUUUCGUUCCCAUCGGGAAAAGGAAGAGAGAGAAUGAGGGAGAUGUGCUGGAGGAGAGAGAGCAUGUGGAGUUGGAGGAGAGAGAGCAGGAGGAGAAAGAGCAGGAGGAGCUGGAGGAGAGAGAGCAUGAUGAGCCGGAGAGAGAGCAGGAGGAGAAAGAGCAGGAGGAGCUGGAGGAGAGAGAGCAUGAUGAGCCGGAGAGAGAGCAGGAGGAGGAAGAACAGGAGGAGCUGGAGGAGAGAGAGGUGGAGCCGGAGGAGAGAGAGCAGGAGGAGAAAGAUCAGGAGGAGCUGGAGGAGAGAGAGCAUGAUGAGCCGGAGGAGAGAGAGCAGGAGGAGGAGAGCAGUCAGAACCUAGACAGAGAGAAAUGGAGGGAUUUGCAGGGCUGGCAAGUCAGUCAGCAGCACCCAUGUGGAGCAGGCCUACUGCUGCACCACCAGAUAUCAGCAUGUGUAGGGAUGACUCUCCAGUACAGCCACAGAUGAAGACCUUCCCUUUCACCAUCAUGGGAGGCAAGAAGCGUAGUUUCCAGGCCAGUUGGUAUGGUAUACAUCAGUGGCUUCAAUACUCUGUUUCCUGUGACUCAGUGUUUUGUUUUGCAUGCCGCCACUUUAGCCCACCAAAUGCAGCAACCACUGUAUUCGAUUCUGCAUUGGGGUUUAAAAACUGGAAAAAGGCGACUGAGAGAGAGGGAGGUUUUGCAGUUCACCUCAAAUCUGACAGGCACAGCCAAGCAAUGAUGGCAUGGAGGGAUUAUCAACGGGCUGUAAAAACAAAUAAAACACUGGAAAAUGUCCUUAAUGAGCAGCACACUAAACAAGUGAAGGAAAAUCGAGAGUACAUAAAAACAAUA